Molecule: messenger RNA, 1268 nt
Organism: Hibiscus syriacus
Lineage: Eukaryota; Viridiplantae; Streptophyta; Magnoliopsida; Malvales; Malvaceae
Exons: 5
Coding region: 155-1021 (288 amino acids)
Source: RefSeq, a predicted model, not a curated record
CAGUUUUUCAAAGCUCGUAAAACUCCUUUUGUUGUUGUUGUUGUUUUUGCAGGGGAAUCAAAUCCAAGGCACUUUUUCCAUCUAAUCAGAAGCAUUCUUGUUUUUGUUGGUAGUUUUGAGAGUUGAAUUAAAGAAAAAAAAAACACAAACGAAAAUGGAGAGAAGCACUCCUGUGAGGAAGCCACACACAUCCACUGCCGAUCUUCUCACUUGGUCCGAAACUCCUCAACCCGAUUCCUCCGCCCCUCGCUCCACCCGCCCUCACCAGCCGUCGGAUGGGAUCAGAAAAGUGGUGUUUGGAGGUCAAGUGACCGAUGAAGAAUUUGAAAGCUUAAACAAACGGAAACCUUGUUCUGGAUAUAAAAUGAAGGAGAUGACUGGCAGUGGGAUUUUUGCUGCCAAUGGAGAAAACGAUGAAUCAGAACAAGGCAGCGCUAAUCCUUCUUCAAACAGCAAAACCGGACUACGAAUGUACCAGCAAGCACUAGCUGGAAUUAGUCACAUCUCAUUUGCCGAGGAAGAGAGUAUUUCCCCCAAAAAGCCGACUACUCUACCCGAGGUGGCGAAGCAGCGUGAGCUAAGUGGAACCCUAGAAAGCGAGGAUGCAAAGUUGAAGAAGCAACUCUGUGAUGCAAAGUGCAAGGACCUCAGUGGACAUGACAUCUUUGCGCCUCCACCUGAAAUUUUACCCAGGUCAAUGGUACGUGCAUUGGCAUUGAAGGACAAUUUUGAUAUGGGAGAACCUGAUACACGUAAUUCUGCUGGAAGUAGCAUGUCAAAUGAGGAGGCGGCGGUUAAGACAGCAAAGAAAAUUCAUAAUCAGAAAUUUGCUGAGCUUUCAGGAAAUGACAUAUUUAAGGGUGAUGGUUCUCCAGGUUCUUCCGAGAAACCACUCAGUGCGUUAAAACUAAGGGAGAUGAGUGGCAGUAACAUCUUUGCUGAUGGGAAGGUGGAGUCUCGAGACUACUAUGGCGGCGUACGCAAACCCCCCGGCGGUGAAAGCAGCAUUUCUCUGGUUUAACUUCUUAGCUCUCUAACCUAUCAUAUUGCUUCUGCUGUGUCUGGUGUUUUAUCUUUAGUCGGGUGUGAUUAUAUUAUAGGACCUUUCCAUUGUGGUUUUGGGGAUUAUGUUUUAGGGUUAACAUGAGCUGUGGACAUAUGCUAAUUGCUCUCUUUGUCUGUAAUCUUGUGAAUUUCAGUCCCAACUUGGUGAAGGUUGGGCUGUUUCAGAUUUUAAUUUUGUUGCUUAGUUCCCCAUUUAAUCAUUA